AUGCGUUUGGAUUCCCUCAAAUCUAAUAAGGAUGUCCUUCGAAGCUACAUUUCGUACAUCAAUGAGUAUUUACAAAAAUUGCAGGAAACUCGUGAUUCAAUUCUCACCAUUUCAGUCAGACAUCAUCUUUCAGAAAAUAUCAAACCCAUGUUCAGAUUGCUUAAUCAGUUAAAGUGUAUUUCGGGAAGCAGUGCUAUUCCGAAACAAGGGGGGAGCAGGUUACUUAAGAAAAGAUUCAGAAGGAUCCACCCCAGCCGAUGGAAAAUUCUGAUGAGCAACAUGAAUAGAAACCAAAAUUUGACUAGAAAGGUAGUGAAGCUUCCGGAUCAAAAUACAAAGGAAAAAUCAUUGAUGAUGAUGAAGAAUAAGAAGAUCUAUCUGAAGGAGCAAAGCUCAAAAGAAAGAAACGCAAUAAAGAACUUGAUGAGAUUAUGCAUGUUAAUCAAGAAGUUGAAGCUUGUGAAAAAGAAGCUCGUUAUGAAAAGGUCACUUGUAACACCUGUCCCAGGUAUUGAGUAG
Molecule: messenger RNA, 519 nt
Organism: Lactuca saligna
Lineage: Eukaryota; Viridiplantae; Streptophyta; Magnoliopsida; Asterales; Asteraceae
Source: the annotation of a GenBank genome assembly